UUAGUUUGUUCUUCGCAUCUCACCGUCUUUCUCUCUUUUUCCCAAACUUUCUUCCUUUUUCUCUUUCUACACAUUCCUUAGAAAAUCUUUUUUUGUUUCGGUUCGGAGUUAGGGCUAGGGUUUGGACAUGGGCCAACAGUCUUUGAUCUACAGCUUUGUGGCUCGUGGAACGGUGAUUCUUUCCGAGUACACCGAGUUCACCGGAAAUUUCACCAGCAUCGCCUCGCAAUGCCUCCAGAAACUUCCUGCUACCAAUAACAAGUUUACCUAUAACUGCGAUGGCCAUACUUUUAAUUACCUCGUUGAGAAUGGCUUCACAUACUGUGUUGUGGCUGUUGAAUCUGCUGGCAGACAACUUCCAAUUGCCUUUUUGGAGCGAGUUAAGGAAGAUUUCAACAAGAGAUAUGGUGGAGGGAAAGCUGCCACAGCUGUUGCAAAUAGCCUUAACAGAGAGUUUGGGCCUAAAUUGAAAGAGCACAUGCAGUAUUGUGUGGAUCAUCCUGAAGAGAUCAGCAAACUUGCAAAAGUAAAAGCUCAGGUUUCUGAAGUCAAGGGUGUUAUGAUGGAAAACAUUGAGAAGGUUCUUGACCGUGGUGAGAAGAUUGAGCUGCUAGUGGAUAAAACUGAGAACCUUCGAUCACAGGCGCAAGAUUUCAGGCAACAAGGAACUAAGAUGAGAAGGAAGAUGUGGCUCCAGAAUAUGAAGAUUAAAUUGAUUGUUUUGGGAAUCAUCAUCGCAUUGAUUCUUAUCAUUAUCCUUUCGGUUUGCCAUGGUUUCAAUUGUUGAUCUCUCUAGGAUUUCCCUGGAUACUGCCCUUGCCGCUACGCUGACUUGGUCGUCUUGGUAAACUGGUUCUCCAUCUUUUUGUUCUGACCAUCCUCGUUGCAUAUUUCUCACUUGGGAUCUUUGAUCUUUUAGGUUGUCUUUUCCCUUCUAGUCGUAAGGGAAGGGGAGGAGUUUGUAUUUUGGAUUGAUUGUAUAGGCUAUAUGGUUGAACUCUUUUGAAGUAGAUAAAUUUCGUAUGUUGCUUUAUAUUGAUGUAAUGAAGGAGUACUUAAUUGGAUGUUUGCAGAACAAAUUAUUCCUUAACAAUGUUA
Molecule: messenger RNA, 1098 nt
Organism: Pistacia vera
Lineage: Eukaryota; Viridiplantae; Streptophyta; Magnoliopsida; Sapindales; Anacardiaceae
Product: putative vesicle-associated membrane protein 726
Exons: 5
Coding region: 128-787 (219 amino acids)
Biological process (GO): vesicle-mediated transport
Cellular component (GO): membrane
Source: RefSeq, a predicted model, not a curated record